AUGAAAACCAAAGAGAAACUAUCAGCGCUGUAUCAGAAGAUGGACAAUAAGUUUGCUCAGCAGUUUGGGUUCAAAAUAAAAGAGGUCACAUUCAACCGAGUACUUGACUAUAUGUAUGCUCCCAAGGACUCUUCCAGCUUAGCAGUCACCAGAAUUUUGUUUGGUUUGGCGAUGCUGUUUGACAUCCCGGACGAGCGCGGCGGUGCCUCGAUGGUGAAACGCUGGGGUGACCCCAACACCUGCCAUUUCCCACUACUACCGUUUGUAACUUCAGUCGGCAUGCCUUACAUGGCACUUAUUUACGCUGCACUUUGGAUUGGAGCGUUGUGCAUCAUGCUAGGCUACAGGUUCCGUAUAGCAGCGCCAGUGUUCACCGCCUGCUAUUGGUACCUGUUCCUCAUUGAGAAGAGCUUCUGGAACAACCAUAGCUACCUCUUCGGGCUGGUCGCCUUGCUGCUCAGCGGCACGGAAGCUAAUUGCUACUGGUCCCUAGACACUUAUUUAGACCCUACGAUAAAAAAGUCAACAGUGCCGUACUGGAACUAUUUUAUACUGAAGUACCAGUUCUUCAUCCUGUACUUCAUGGCUGGGAUGAAGAAGGGCACGGCGGAGUGGCUUACUGGAUACUCCGUGCAGAACCUUAGCGAGCAUUGGGUGUUUGAUCCUUUCAAAUAUUUCUUGACGGUCCCUCAGACGGACUACCUGGUGGUUCACUGGUUUGUGUUCAUGUUUGACCUGACUGUGGCCAUCUGGAUGAUGUACUCCAGCACCAGACACGUGGCCAUGAUAUUCUGUGCUUUAUUCCAUUUGAUGAACAGUCGACUGUUUCGCAUUGGCAUGUUCCCAUGGGUAUGUUUAGCAACCAUGCCAUUAUUUUACCCGUUCGAUUGGCCAAAAAUAGUAGCAUCGUACUCAAAAUACAUCUAUUGGAAGGCAAAGGUGACUGUCUGUUCGAAAAUUAAAGACUUUCGAAAGGAAUCAAAUUGUGAGUGUCUUACAAAAGAUUCAAUGGAUCAAUUUAAUUCUGAAGACAAGAAUAUGGAAUUAAAAGAAGAUGAUGAAGCAGUUAUUAACAAAUACAAUAGUAAUGGAACAGAAGAAACCAAUAAAAACGAAACCAAACCUGAUAUUUGUAAGGAAUUAGCAAAAGUCGAAGAUGAUAUCGACAAGGAUAAAAGUAAAGUGGUUGAUAAAGAAGAAAAACCAUCAAAUGAAGUAGCAAAUAAAGACAAUGAUUUGCACAAAGAUAACAAAAGAAGGAAAAUAACAGUGUAUUUGAUUAUAGUAUACGUUUUCGUUCAAGCCUUUCUACCUUAUUCACACUUUAUAACAAAGGGUUACAACAACUGGACAAACGGCCUCUACGGCUACUCCUGGGACAUGAUGGUCCACACAUGGGACGUUAGCACUGUCAUCGUCAAAGUUGUAGACAAUGACAGCAACGAAAUGAUGUACAUCGACCCGCAAAUGUACACACUGAACGACAGAUGGUCAAGACAUGGAGACAUGGUAUACCAAUACGCACAUUGUUUAAGGAACAAUCUAGAAAAAGUGAGAGAAGUUAAUUGGCAUUAUCCAUCGAAGAUUUUGUCUAGAAACAUUUCUAUAUACGUCGAUAUCUGGUGUUCAAUGAACGGCAGGUUCGUCCAAAGAAUGUUUGAUUCGAAGGUGGAUUUGUUGAAGACUUCGUGGUCCCCGUUUUGUAAAGUUCCAUACUUGAUGCCUUUGUUAGAUGAGGCUAUACAUUGGAGGAAGGAUAUGGACGACAUUCGGAGCGACGUCCAUUCCUGGAGUGAACAUAGUGAUGUGGUGUUCUUUGCUGAUUUUCCAGGUUACGACCAAGAAAAAUACAUUCCAGAAGAUUUGCAAAACGUCUCUCUAACUAUUCUAGAAGGUGACGUCGUCUUCGAACCCGAAGUGACCCAACAACGCAUAGGACAGUCCUUCAAAUUAGCUAAAGGACACCGAAUCCAGAUCAUACCGGGAACGUUCCAUAAAGUCCUGAAUAUCGGAGAAGAGCCUGCUUUUUACAUGUAUACCUUCUUCAACCACACCCAAGGGGAUUUAAAAGAAUUGACCGCUAAUGUAAAAUUACCUAUUUUCAAAGAAUUGUACCGAAGAAUGUAUAACAUGUACAUUUUCGGCGAUUUAGUUGUCAAGAAUAUAUUUCAGUUGUUUAAAUUUUCUCAAUGUAGUUCAUAA
This is a messenger RNA of Spodoptera litura, 2202 nucleotides long. Its product is annotated as vitamin K-dependent gamma-carboxylase. Gene Ontology annotation, biological process: peptidyl-glutamic acid carboxylation. Gene Ontology annotation, molecular function: vitamin binding; gamma-glutamyl carboxylase activity. NCBI's taxonomy places the organism in Eukaryota, Metazoa, Arthropoda, Insecta, Lepidoptera, Noctuidae. The record is from RefSeq and is a predicted model, not a curated record.